ACUCUGGUGGUGGGAAUAGUAUGGAAUUAUACCCCUAUUAUCUCAUAAUUUUGUAAAUCACUAUUAAACCACUACUAAAAAUUUAAAAUAAGAAAAAUUAAACAUAAAUUAAUAAAAAUUAAAAAUAAUAAUAAAAGUAAUCUCUCUUUACUACUAUGAGGACUCAAACAGGGCCUUCAGGGGCAAACAUCCCCUUUCUGGAGCUCUUCCCUUCACAGGAACUCAAAUCUUACUGAGUUCAACUCCCGGCCACCCUACCUUCCACUGCCCUCUCUUUCAGCAAAUACCCAGGAAGCUUGUUGUUUCUCCUCCUCCACUGACUCUGUGGGGGUCAGAGUCCAGAGAGCUGUGUGCUCAGAGUGGACCAGCACCCACAGGAAGGAAAUCUCCACUCAGCCUGCCCCAGAAGCUUAGAGGAUGAAGGUCUCUAUGGCUGCCCUCUUGCUCCUUGCCCUCAUCCUCACCUCUACUUCAGUUGCUCAGUUCCAGUCAAGAAUUCCUGAGUCUGUGAACAGUCCACUCGUCUGUUGCCAUAACUAUACUAAGAAAACACUACGAAGGAAAAUGAUAGUUGGAUACAGAAGGGCCCUCAACUGUAACCUGCCAGCAAUCAUCUUUGUCAACAAAAGGAAACAAGAGAUCUGUGCCAACCCCCAAGAGAAAUGGGUCCAAGACUACAUCAAGGAUGCCAGCUUGCCUUUGCUGCCUCCCAGAAACUUGGUCUAGAAUAAAAUGAUGAGACCAUAGCUCCUCCAUUCCCCAUGAUGGCCAAGCAUCAGUAGAAGUCCAAGAUAGUGAGAGAAAGCUAUAACCCCUGAAAACCAAGGUAGCCUUGUAGUCUAAAUGACAAAAUCACAGUCACAGAAGGUCAGUGAUCUCAAAAGUAAUUAAAUAUUUCAAACAUUUUCUCAGUCUCUGAAGAAAAUGCCAUCAUUGAUGGAGGUGAGCAGAGACAUAUUUAUACACAGAGGAAACAUCUUUCACAGGGUUCUUUCUGUUUUAAGUUCCUUACUUCUCACCGAUACAUAGGCCUUUCUAAAUAAGUGUGUCCACAACCCACAAGGACCCUGGCUCCAUGAUCCCAGAGGGAUAGAGAAUGGGAAAGCUAUUGGGGAGGGGAGGGGAUAUGGAGAUUGGGUGGCAGGAAUUGCGUGGAGUUGUAUCCCCCCCACCC
This is a messenger RNA of Erinaceus europaeus (western European hedgehog), 1174 nucleotides long. It is a transcript of the gene CCL16, whose product is annotated as C-C motif chemokine ligand 16. NCBI's taxonomy places the organism in Eukaryota, Metazoa, Chordata, Mammalia, Eulipotyphla, Erinaceidae. Bases 418 to 726 code for a protein of 102 amino acids. The record is from RefSeq and is a predicted model, not a curated record. Gene Ontology annotation, cellular component: extracellular region. Gene Ontology annotation, molecular function: CCR chemokine receptor binding; chemokine activity. Gene Ontology annotation, biological process: cellular response to tumor necrosis factor; monocyte chemotaxis; cellular response to interleukin-1. The transcript is spliced from 3 exons.